AUGGACCCUCCCGUUGGACCUCUCGUAGCCUCCGCCGACCCGGCAACGGCUCCGUCCCAUACCCCGCUUCACGGCCGAUACACCUCCGUGGUCCCGUUGCAACCAUCGCAUGCGCAGGCUAUCUUCAAGCACCUCGGCCGAGAAGAAAACGCUUGGCGCUGGACAUACCUCUUCAAUGAGCCUUUCCUCGAGAUCGAAGAAUGUGAGGCAGCUUUCGAGGAGUGGAGCGUCUCCCAAGACCCGUUGUACUUCACUGUAUUAUCCGGCCCAGCAUCGGAUCCAUCAUCCGAGCCAGUGGGUGUAAUGGCAUAUCUCUCCAUCGUUCCGGCUCAUAGACGUAUCGAGAUUGGAUGCAUAAUUUUCAGUGAGCAUCUGAAGCAAACGCGUGCCGCCACUGAGGCCCAGUACCUUCUCAUGAAGAAUGCUUUCGAGGGCCUGGGCAACUACAGACUCGAAUGGAAGGCCAAUCAUUUGAACAAGCCGAGUCUCGCAGCUGCUGCGCGGUUAGGAUAUACUUAUGAAGGCAUUUUCAGAAAGCACAUGGUCGCCAAGGGAAGACGUAGAGAUACAGCUUGGUUCAGCAUCACAGAUGAUGAGUGGCCAGUGGUCAAAACCGGCCUGGAAACGUGGUUGAGCGAAGAAAACUUUGACGAGAAUGGUAAACAGCGCAAAGGUCUGAAGCAGUGCCGAGAAGCAGUGAAGAUAUAA
Molecule: messenger RNA, 708 nt
Organism: Colletotrichum abscissum
Lineage: Eukaryota; Fungi; Ascomycota; Sordariomycetes; Glomerellales; Glomerellaceae
Product: acetyltransferase
Exons: 2
Coding region: 1-708 (235 amino acids)
Molecular function (GO): protein N-terminal-serine acetyltransferase activity; protein-N-terminal-alanine acetyltransferase activity
Source: RefSeq, a predicted model, not a curated record